UUCGACUAUUCCAUUUUUUAAUUCCACUCGAUAAAUAUGCGCGACCAGUGUGUGGUCCUCGUUACAUAAAUACGUAAUGUAGGUUGCAUAAACAGGUAGACUUUUAAAAAAACUUUAAUCGAUUAAAUGAUUCCGUAAGACUUUGUUGGGAAAAAGAGAAAUUCCAUGCACGAACACAAUGACCCAUGAACUGGCGAGUAAGAAAACGAAAAGUGAGUCCGUAAUGUCGUAAGACAUGAAAUGAAAUUAAGGAAACGAUUAAGCGAUUCAUAUAAACGUUGCUACACAAAUUGCAUUCGUCCGCGACAUUAACGCCAGUAUUCCUACACAAAACGAAGUGUCCCAGAUUUUUAGGUUAGAAAUAUUUACUCUGACAAGGCGCCUUUGGUCUUAAUUUUUGUGAUAUACAAUUAAGUGCUUUGAAUAUAUUUUACAUUCAAAGUUUAAGUGAUAGGUACGGAAGUAUCCAUGGUAAUUUUUAAAGUGUCCAACAGUCAUAAAAAAGUCAAAAUAUUAUUUCAAAAAUGUCCAAACGACCCAAAAAUGAUCAAAAGCAAUUGUUCAUCAAUCUAUCCCAAGAACUGCACGAAUUGGUAAGCAACAAACACGAUUUCAAAAAUGCGCUGAACAGCUUCCUGAACAAUCUAGUCGAUGACAUGGUGCUGGGCAUUAUAUUUGAUCUCCACAGAAAGUACAAAACCAAUGCUUAUGAACUAGAUGACAGCCAAGAUGAAGAAGAGAACAAGGACAUAGAUAUUUUUGCACAACACAACAUGAAAAAAACUCAGGAAUGCAUGUGCCCUAACUGUGAAAGGCCUGUGGCAGCAUCUCGGUUUGCUCCACAUUUGGAAAAAUGCAUGGGAAUGGGAAGAACAAGGUCCAGAAACGCCUCUAGGAGAGUGACUACAAAUCACAAAGAAAGAGAUGGUACUUCAUAUAGUGGUAUUACUAGUGAUGAUGAUGAUGAUGCUGACUGGGGUUCCGGCGACAAACGACGAAAGAAAAAGGCAAGAAAUGGAAAUAAAAAGUCUAAAGGAACUCCAAAGAAAAAUUUGGAUUCAGACCAUGCUGAACCGUUGAAUGUAGACAUUGAAGGUGAUGAUGAUGAACUCAACAGUCUGAGGGACAUAUUGCAUCUGCAGGAUCAUUCUAACAGUUCGUCUCCAGCUGAAUCCUUGUCCAGCAGCCAUUCCAGUUCAUCAAAGAAAAGUAGUAAAUAGUGUUUCGGAGGUUUGAUAAAAUAUUGUAUAGAAUGUUUAUAAUAGUUAAAAUUGAAUUGAAAUUGUACUAGGAAGAUGGACAUGUACUUUUACUUUAUGUGUAUUAUAAAACAUUCUGUUAGUUAUCAUGUAAUUAGAGAUAUUGCAUUGCAUUUAAUUGCAAAUAUAAAUUACAUACUCACAAAAUUAUAGCAUGCUGAAUUAACAAAUUUUAGGGAAUUUUUAUAAAAAUUAAUCUAAGAAUGUCUUCUGUGAUAAAACACUAUUAAAUUAUUAUUUAAAGCAGUAUAAAAAUUAUAUAAGACAAAAGCAUAUCAGAAGCUAAAUUAAAUGAAUGUCCAAGACACAAUAAAGAUUAGCAAAUAUCACUUUAAGAGUUUAACCAUUGUAUUAAUUAAUAACAUCGGUAAAUUUGUAUAAAUUAAUUGUUUUAUUUUAAAUUUGCGUUGAAAAUGCUUCAACAUUUUUAGCCAAUUGUAGCUUUUAUACAUUAAUUAAUUAUUCUUGCACUUGUUGAACUAUUCAAUAUAUUUUCUGGCAAUCACUUUUUUCCUACACAACAUUGUAUUUGUGUUAUACCAUGAGUAAUAGUUAAUGACAAUAAUCAGAAUGCAUUAGUUUUGUGGGUAAAAUGUUAUUUUACUAAAAAAAUCAUAUCAUUCAAUUGGGAUAAGUGAUUGCAAUAAUCUAUUUUACUAAUGUACCAUCGCGGGCAUAAAUGCUGUAUCAAUUUUGGACAGCUUGCACCUUCACAUUCUGGGUGACCCCACUGUGGUAGACUGAGCACAGUUCCCAAAACGUGAAUGUGCAGACGCACUUAUGCCUUCGAUAGUAGAUUAAUGAGUUUAAUUUGUGUAGUUACUUUUAAAUGAUUAGGGUCAUCAAGUAUCAAUUACUGACCGUCAUUUUGUUGUGUGCCCUCUACAAGCAGUGACUAGUGAUAUGCCUGCAAAUACAAUAAAAAUAAGUAUUUGUGAAAAAUAUGAAAUGUUCCGUAUACCACUUGUGACUACUGAUCAAUACAUUCCAGUCUCAGCUUAAUGUAUGACGUUUGUUUAAAAAACUUGUAUGUUAAGCUAGGAUUGAGGUAGACUGUAAAUCAUUACUGAUUCAAUUAUGAACUAUCUAUAAAAUAAAAAUAUUUUUUAUUUAU
Molecule: messenger RNA, 2373 nt
Organism: Aethina tumida (small hive beetle)
Lineage: Eukaryota; Metazoa; Arthropoda; Insecta; Coleoptera; Nitidulidae
Gene: Sgf11
Product: SAGA-associated factor 11 homolog
Exons: 3
Coding region: 525-1220 (231 amino acids)
Biological process (GO): regulation of transcription by RNA polymerase II; positive regulation of DNA-templated transcription
Cellular component (GO): DUBm complex; SAGA complex
Molecular function (GO): transcription coactivator activity
Source: RefSeq, a predicted model, not a curated record